Sorghum bicolor (sorghum) is the source of this 911-nucleotide messenger RNA. Its product is annotated as pathogenesis-related protein PR-1. NCBI's taxonomy places the organism in Eukaryota, Viridiplantae, Streptophyta, Magnoliopsida, Poales, Poaceae. The record is from RefSeq and is a predicted model, not a curated record. Gene Ontology annotation, cellular component: extracellular region. The coding region runs from base 148 to 687 and encodes 179 amino acids. The transcript has a single exon.
CACGGAACAUGAACAGCACUACUCUGCGCUCGCAUUUUCCUUCUUCACCCGAUCAAGAAACUCUCGUACGCAAAAACUCGUAUAAAAUGCCUCGCACAGCGACACGAAAAAAUCCCAGGAAAAGCACCUGAUCGAUCAGCUACCAAAAUGCCUCGUCGUCGCUUCCCCUUGGCGGGCACGGUCACCGCCGCGGCGCUCCUCCAGCUCGCCGUCGUCGUGCUGGCCAGCGCGACCGCGACCGCGGACGCCAAGACGACGAGCCUGGCUUCGAGCUUCCUGGAGCCGCACAACGCGGCGCGGCGCGCGGUGGGCGUGCCCGCGCUGCGGUGGGACGAGGGCCUGGCGGCGUACGCGCGCUGGUACGCGGCGGCGCGUGCCGGCGACUGCGCGCUGGCGCACUCGCACGGGUCCUACGGGGAGAACCUGUUCCGCGGGAGCGGCGGCGCCGGGUGGAGCCCCGCGGCCGUGGUGGGCGCCUGGGUCCGGGAGAGCGCGCUCUACAACCGGGCCUCCAACUCGUGCCGCGGCGGCAGCGGCGCGUGCGGCCACUACACCCAGAUCGUGUGGCGCGGUACCAAGGCCGUCGGGUGCGCGAUGGCGCCCUGCGCCGGGGCGAGGGGACGCUUCACGUUCGCCGUGUGCAGCUACAGCCCGCCCGGCAACUACGUGGGGAUGAGGCCCUACUGACAAGCAAGUCGUGCAUGCCACAUGUUGAUUACUUGCACCCAUCCAUUUCUCUCUCUCUCUUUUUUUUACCUUAAUUAUAUUUCACGUCAGAACUUUUUACGGGGAUAAUAAUGUACAUCCCCUCGUUUUGUUACUGUUCCAUCAUUCUUUUCAAAUUUGUUUGGAACUUUGGAUAUAUAAUGGACAUGGAUGAAAUAAAAAGGCGGUUUAAAAAUUAUGAAUAA